UAGAACGUGAUGGUAGUCUUCUAGAAGGUGUUGCACAACAUUAUUUCAAACAACUUAUUACUGGAAUGGCUUAUCUUCAUAGUCUUGGUGUAGCACAUCGAGAUCUUAAACCAGAAAAUCUUCUCAUCGCAAAUAAUGAUAUUCUUAAAAUCUGUGAUUUUGGUUUGUCAGCAUUUUUUCGUGACCGAACAACAAAUGAGAAACAAAUGUUGACGACUUAUUGUGGUACAAAACCGUACAUAUCACCCGAGAUGUUAUCAAAAACCCCUUAUCAUGGUGAACCUGUUGAUAUUUGGUCCUGCGGUAUAAUAUUAACAGCCAUGUUAACUGGAGUAUUCCCAUGGGCUGAAGCAUCUGAUCAAAUUCCUGAAUAUAAACGUUGGUUGGAUGGUGAUUAUAAUAAUAGUCCAUGGGAAAAUAUUGAUAGUAUAAUAUUCAAUCUUCUUCGUGUAAUAUUAAUUGAUAAUCCAACUCGACGUGCUAAAAUAGUCGAUAUACAAAAUCAUCAAUGGUUGUCAAAAAUUUAUCCAAAAGUGGCAAAAUUACCAUUGAAUGUUUCAACAAUAUCAAAUAAACGAUCAAUAGAUAAUGAUGAGAGUAUAGAAAAUAAUAAGAAAAAACAUAACAUAUCAAAAUCUACUUCAAUAGAGAAAAGCACAAUGCGUACUGUGACAACAGUUGUUGGAAAAGUUCCUGUUGAUUCUGAAUGUGUAUCAAUGUUAGGAAAUGCUCAUGUUUAUUGUGAAAAUAAUGAUGUAUUUGAUUGUAUGCUUAAUCAAACAAAUGUUGGAAAUAAUAAUAAAAAUUUUUAUUUAAUUCAAUUACUUGAAGAAAAUAAUUGUAAAACAUAUUAUGUUUGGUUACGUUGGGGACGAGUUGGAUGUAAUGGACAAAAUAAUUUAGAACAUUUUGGUUGUGAUUUAGAUGAAGCAAAAAGAUUUUUUUGUCAAAAAUUUAGUGAUAAAACAAAAAAUGAUUUUUAUUAUCGUCAUACGUUUACAAAAUAUCCUGGAAAAUAUGAUUAUGUUCAACUUGAUUAUAAUCCAUCAACAUCCGAAAAAGUUGAUGAAAACAAUAAAAAACGACUCGUAGCUAUUGAACAAUUAAAAAGCCUACCUGCACCAGAAUCAAAACUUGAUAAACGUAUACAAAAACUUAUUCAAUUAAUAUGUAAUAUACAAGCUAUGGAAGAAGCAUUACUUGAAAUGAAAUUUGAUGCAAGAAAAAAUUCUCUUGGUAACAAAAAAAACGCGAAAAAGCUUUUUUCUUAUCGAUUUUAUUAUUAUUUUUUCUUAGGUAAAUUAAGUUCAACACAAAUUAAAGCAGGUUAUGCAGCAUUAAAAGAAAUUGAAACAUAUAUAAAAACAAAACAAUUUAAUUCUGCAUUUAUUGAAGCAAAUAAUACUUAUUAUACUCGAAUUCCACAUGAAUUUGGUCGAAAUACUCCACCAUUAAUAGAAACUAUUCAACAAUUAAAACAUGAAAUUGAAUUACUUGAAACACUUGAUAAUAUUGAAAUAGCAUUUACAACAUUAAAUACAGAUACAACUAUAUGUUUGAAUCCAAUUGAUCAACAUUAUGAACAAUUAAAAUGUAAAUUAUAUCCUAUUGAAUAA
Rotaria sp. Silwood2 is the source of this 1616-nucleotide messenger RNA. The record is from the annotation of a GenBank genome assembly. Lineage: Eukaryota; Metazoa; Rotifera; Eurotatoria; Philodinida; Philodinidae.